Charadrius vociferus (killdeer) is the source of this 738-nucleotide messenger RNA. RefSeq names its product 8-oxoguanine DNA glycosylase (gene OGG1). Gene Ontology annotation, cellular component: nucleus. Lineage: Eukaryota; Metazoa; Chordata; Aves; Charadriiformes; Charadriidae. Gene Ontology annotation, biological process: nucleotide-excision repair; base-excision repair, AP site formation. The record is from RefSeq and is a predicted model, not a curated record. Gene Ontology annotation, molecular function: 8-oxo-7,8-dihydroguanine DNA N-glycosylase activity; damaged DNA binding.
UGGGAGAGCAGCCCCGGGGCCUGGACGGGCGUGCUGGGGGAGCGCGUCUGGACGCUGAGGCAGGAGCGGGACCGGCUGUGGUACACGGUGUACGGGGAGGGGGAGGACGGGCCUCCCCCCGAGGCGUCGAAGCCCGACGGUGCCGAGACGGACCAGAUCCUGCGCGACUACUUCCAGCUGGACGUGGGGCUGCCGGCCCUGUACCGCGCCUGGGGGGCGGCCGACCCCCUUUUCCGCAAGGUGGCUAAUGACUUCCCAGGCGUGCGGGUGCUGCGGCAGGACCCCGUUGAGUGCCUCCUCUCCUUCAUCUGCACCUCCAACAACCACAUCUCCCGCAUCACCGCCAUGAUCGAGCGCCUCUGCCAGGCCUUUGGCCGCCGCCUCUGCUGCCUCGACGCGCGGCCCGUCCACGCCUUCCCCCUGAUGGUGCUGCCUGGGCAGGUCGCUGACUGUGUCUGCCUGAUGGCCCUGGACAAGGCAGAGGCGGUGCCGGUGGACACCCACGUCUGGCGCAUCGCACGGCAGCGCUACGGUGCGGCGCUGAGUGGCAGGAGCCUGACCCCCCGGGCCCACCAGGAGAUUGGUGACUUCUUCCGUGGGCUGUGGGGCCCCCGUGCCGGCUGGGCGCAGGCGGUCCUCUUCUGCGCUGACCUCCGCAAGGGCCAGGAGCCAUCUGGUAGCCGGGACCGGACCAGGGGGAGGCAAAGCCGGGACAGAUGUGGGCAUGACCCCCACUAG